UCCCAACGUCACACAGCUAGUGAGUGGCAGGGCAGGGAUUUGAGCCCGAGUCUCCUGGUGACGGAGACUCUUGCUGUUAGCCGCUGUGCUCAGUUACAAUCAGACAAGACCUGGUACAGUAAAGCGCGUGGAACAUGAGGCCCAUGGCUCACUUGCGAGCUGACGGGUCGAGAUUGUAGAUGCCUGUUGUAUCUCUGCAUGGGCUGGGUGCGAGAGGGUGUGCGGGGAGCCUGGCACUGAGCUGUGUGCUGCUUGGAGAGCAGUGAUGUGUUGCUGGAAUAACCUCGCUCUGCUCUGCAGGUAUGGAGAGGCACAUCGAGGAAGAUGAGGUCCGGUCGUCGGCCGACCUUCGGAUUCGGAAAUCCCAGCAUUCCGUCCUGUCCCGGAAGUUUGUGGAGGUGAUGACCAAAUACAACGAGGCUCAGGUGGACUUCCGUGAACGCAGUAAAGGGCGAAUCCAGCGGCAGCUCGAAAUCACUGGCAAAAAGACCACAGAUGAGGAGCUGGAGGAGAUGUUGGAGAGUGGGAAACCUGCCAUCUUCAUUUCUGGGUUGAAUAUCAUGGACUCCCAGAUUUCCAAGCAAGCCCUCAGUGAGAUUGAGGGGCAGCACAAGGACAUUGUGAGGCUGGAGAGCAGCAUCAAGGUUCAUGACAUGUUUAUGGACAUCACCAUGCUGGUGAAGAAUCAGGGUGAGAUGCUAGAUAACAUAGAGCUGAAUGUCAUGCACGCAGUGGACCAUGUGGAGAAGGCACAGGAAGAAACAAAAAGAGCCAUGAAGUACCAGGGUCAGGCCCGGAAGAAAUUGAUAAUUAUCAUUGUGGUAGUAGUGGUGUUGCUGGGCGUUUUAGCAUUGAUUAUUGGACUUUCCGUUGGGCUAAGUAAUGGCGGCCCGAGUGGUUGCUGCACUGAAAUUAAGUAAAUGGAAGGUUCUCAGGGACUCUGGAUUGGCUCCCUCUUGAGAACUGACCUGGGAUUUCACAUGGCAAUGCUCCUCCCUUGUGAUUGUCCUUGGACACACACACUGAGCCCUCUCAGACUUUCCAUCACCUGUGCCUUCUUUCAUCUCCUUAAAAUACUCUUCUGGGCUUCUGGCCCUGGGGAAAGUUCUCUUUUGGGCCGGGCUCCUGUUGGUUUUUCUCCUGUAGACUCUAUCCCAGCUCUUUGUCUUACAUUGUGUGUUGCCACCUAUCUAGGAACAUCCGAUCACCACACUUGCUCCCUUUGCUCAAGAAGCAUGGUUCUAUUUGGGUACAAUCUGUGUCCUGCAUCUGGGGCUCAUUAAAUUCUUGCUAACUUUAA
Molecule: messenger RNA, 1300 nt
Organism: Mirounga angustirostris (Northern elephant seal)
Lineage: Eukaryota; Metazoa; Chordata; Mammalia; Carnivora; Phocidae
Product: syntaxin-3
Exons: 6
Coding region: 303-920 (205 amino acids)
Biological process (GO): exocytic insertion of neurotransmitter receptor to postsynaptic membrane; synaptic vesicle fusion to presynaptic active zone membrane; intracellular protein transport
Cellular component (GO): SNARE complex; presynaptic active zone membrane; plasma membrane
Molecular function (GO): SNARE binding; SNAP receptor activity
Source: RefSeq, a predicted model, not a curated record